Danaus plexippus (monarch butterfly) is the source of this 988-nucleotide messenger RNA. It is a transcript of the gene Cox11, whose product is annotated as cytochrome c oxidase assembly protein COX11, mitochondrial. The coding region runs from base 96 to 797 and encodes 233 amino acids. NCBI's taxonomy places the organism in Eukaryota, Metazoa, Arthropoda, Insecta, Lepidoptera, Nymphalidae. Gene Ontology annotation, cellular component: mitochondrial inner membrane. The transcript is spliced from 4 exons. Gene Ontology annotation, molecular function: copper ion binding. The record is from RefSeq and is a predicted model, not a curated record.
UUCUUCGCUUUCUCUUGUCAGAAACGAUAUUUUCAACAUCAAAUUUCAAAAGGAUAACUAUUUGAGAAUGUUAUAGAAUAAAGAUUUAAAUAAUUAUGAAUAGAUUAGCGUCUAUGACUAGGUGUUAUCUCACCACAUAUAGAAGUAGUGUUUAUAGAACGCCAUGCCAUAUACUAGUUCCAAAAAACACUUUACCGAAUGUAUUUACUAUUCGAGGUGCCCAUGAACAGAAGAAAAUUAGGUCUACUCUGAAUUAUAUGAUAGCGCUUGGUGUUAUGACUGUAGGUUUAAGUUACGCCGCAGUACCAUUAUAUAGGAUAUUUUGUCAGGCCUACAGUUAUGGUGGCACAACAGCUCAAGCAGAGGCCAAUGAGACAAUAAGUAAAAUGAAUGCUGUCAAGGAAAGGCCCAUUAAGAUAAGGUUUAAUGCUGAUGUGGCUUCUUCCAUGCAGUGGAACUUUAAGCCUCAACAAGUUGACAUAACGGUAGUUCCAGGUGAGACGGCUUUAGCAUUUUACACAGCUCGCAAUCCCACAGACAAACCGGUGAUUGGUAUUAGCACAUAUAAUGUGAUCCCUUUCGAUGCCGGACAGUAUUUCAAUAAAAUACAGUGCUUCUGCUUUGAGGAACAACAGUUGAAUCCUCAUGAACAGGUGGACAUGCCGGUGUUCUUCUACAUUGAUCCAGAGUUUAUGGAAGAUCCCAAGAUGGAAUUUGUCGAUGAAAUUGUGUUGUCUUACACAUUCUUUGAAGCUAAAGAAGGCUUGAAAUUACCAAUGCCUGCAUAUGCCAAGUAGUGCAUGGGGUGUACUUCAGCAAAAAAUGAUUUUUUAACUCAUUACGACGCCUUCUUUAUCUACUAAAGACUUUACAAGUGUGGGAAGGAUGAUGACACAUUUUUGAAAUAAUAGUCAAUAUCUAGAAUUAUGUGCUGUACAGAAAGUAGUGUAAUGUUAAUUUGUUUUAAAUAAAAUAUUUUGUUCAAAAA